Phytophthora nicotianae INRA-310 is the source of this 801-nucleotide messenger RNA. RefSeq lists its product as hypothetical. Lineage: Eukaryota; Oomycota; Peronosporomycetes; Peronosporales; Peronosporaceae. The transcript has 2 exons. The record is from RefSeq and is a predicted model, not a curated record. The coding region runs from base 261 to 680 and encodes 139 amino acids.
CAGCGACAGUACAUGUACACAAGGUCAAGGCUUCUGUCCUCCGGCUUUCUGUUCGUACUGUAUGUAAACGUACCACUAACAAAGCUCUGUGCAGUGCCCGACUCAUUCUGUAUCCUCCGUCGCUCCACACACUCCACUCGAGUUGCCUUUUACUAGUCGCUGCAACCGUGUUGUCGAGCUCCAAAGUAGUCGGAGCUGCGAAUCAGUCCACGCUUGCCACGAGGCCUACCCAGUCUAUCAACAACGCGCACGAUAGCAACAUGACGGGCAGAUUUCUGAGAGCAAGCAGAUAUGAGGGUACGCAAACUGAAGAGGAAUCGGAUGAUGAGGAGCGCAUGAAUUUGAACCUGAGCCCGGCAGCAGAAAAAUGGCUGGCAGGAUUAGCUGGCAAAAGUGCUGCUGAACUGGAAAAGCUAGCUCAAGCACCGAAGAAUGUCAACGUAGAGGAGGUGCUGGCGCAGUUGAUGGCAAACGCCAAGGCCCAUUUCAUAAAUUUAGCUGAGAACGGAAUGACUCCGAGCGUCAUGUACGUGAAGAAUAACAUCGAAGCGAAGCUCAAGAUGCCCGAGAGAUGGCGGAUGCGUGAUCCUGGCUACCAAGAAUACGUGCGUUUCAAAGAUUUUUGGGACGACUUGCCCAAAGAGUUAAAGGAGAUGUUGAUGGCUAGAAAUGCCAUGUAACUUGGAUGAAGAUGGACGUGGUAGAUACAACAGCAACUAUUUGUUAAGCUGUGGUAACAGAAAUUAGCAGUCAAUAACAUAAUAUCCGAAAAUAAAAAAAACCAAUCAAGUUUUUAAUGGU